Hippocampus comes (tiger tail seahorse) is the source of this 719-nucleotide messenger RNA. Its product is annotated as DNA-(apurinic or apyrimidinic site) lyase 2-like. Gene Ontology annotation, molecular function: phosphoric diester hydrolase activity; DNA binding; double-stranded DNA 3'-5' DNA exonuclease activity. Lineage: Eukaryota; Metazoa; Chordata; Actinopteri; Syngnathiformes; Syngnathidae. Gene Ontology annotation, cellular component: nucleus. Gene Ontology annotation, biological process: base-excision repair. The annotation marks the transcript as partial. The transcript has 5 exons. The record is from RefSeq and is a predicted model, not a curated record.
CAGAUAUAGACAAAGGAAUACACUUCCGUUUGUGCUCGCUCAACUUCCUCUGUACUUCCUGGUGUACGGGAAAACUUUCCGCUAGUAAUUACUACCACUUCUACUACUUCUCAGUGUGGCGCAUAUUUUUAGUAUUUUACAAAAUGAAGAUAGUCACCUGGAAUAUAAAUGGUAUACGGUCGUUCAGAUGUGGGAUCAAAAAGACGCUUGAUGAGCUGGACGCGGAUAUCAUAUGCGUGCAGGAGACCAAAGUGACAAGAGACCUGCUCGAUGAGAGGAUUGCCAUCGUUGAUGGUUAUAACUCCUAUUUCAGCUUCAGUCGAGGACGCAGUGGCUACUCAGGUGUCGCCACUUAUUGUAAGGACAAUGCCACACCUAUAGCUGCUGAGGAGGGUCUCACCGGUCUGUUGACCAAUAACGCAGGGGGUAUUGGUUGUUAUGGUAACCACUCCGAGUUUACAGACGAGGAGCUGCAGCUUUUGGACAACGAAGGCCGAGCUAUCAUCACGCAACACAGAGUACAGUGUUCGGACAAAAUCCAAACUAUUACUGUGAUAAAUGUUUACUGUCCGCGAGCUGACCCGGAAAAGCCAGAACGAAGACAGUUCAAACUGCAGUUCUACAAGUUGCUUCAGACUCGAGCUGAGGCUAUGUUGAAGAACGGGAGCUCUGUAAUCCUUUUAGGGGAUGUAAAUACCUCUCAUCGGCCAAUAGACCAC